Atta colombica is the source of this 841-nucleotide messenger RNA. Its product is annotated as probable RNA methyltransferase CG11342. Gene Ontology annotation, biological process: miRNA metabolic process; negative regulation of pre-miRNA processing. Lineage: Eukaryota; Metazoa; Arthropoda; Insecta; Hymenoptera; Formicidae. The transcript has 3 exons. Gene Ontology annotation, cellular component: cytoplasm. The coding region runs from base 80 to 841 and encodes 253 amino acids. Gene Ontology annotation, molecular function: RNA methyltransferase activity; O-methyltransferase activity. The record is from RefSeq and is a predicted model, not a curated record.
UGCAACCGUUUGUGUUUGUUCGAUUUUACUUCACCCGGUAUCAAUUGUAUCGAACGAUUUUCCAAAAAAUAAAAACAAAAUGAAUGACAGCGGUGCUGUCGAGAAGAGUGACGGAGAAGAGAAAAUGGAUCCGGGCGCUAUCAGACACGGGAACUUCAUGAAUUAUUACCAAUUCCAUCCUGCGGAAGAGCGCGUGCGGCAACUUCCGCGUGGCGUGUGGCAGCGGCAACGGGUCGCUCAUCCGGCCCGGAAAUACGCGGGUCUAGACGUCGGCUGUAACGCCGGGGAUCUCACAUACAUUCUACAAGACUUCCUCGAGGAGGCUAUGUCGCAAGAUCAGCCAGAGAUCUCCUUAAUCGGCGUAGAUCUCGACCCGAUCCUGAUCGAGAAAGCGCGCGAGCGCAAUCCGCGCCCGGAUCGCGUGACCUUCGAGUGUCUGGAUUUUUUGUCUGAGGAUUGCGGCGAGAUGCUAAGAUGGUAUCUGACGCAGCUUAAUAAAACGCGAUUCGACGUGGUGUUCUGUUUCUCGAUCACUAUGUGGAUUCACCUGAAUCAUGGCGAUGACGGUCUGGAGGAGUUUCUGCGAAAGGUCUGCGAGCUGGCGGAAAUGAUCAUUGUCGAGCCGCAGCCUUGGAGAUGUUACAAAAACGCUUCGAGACGACUGCGAAGAGCGAAAUUGGGGGACUUUCCGCUGCUGAAGGAACUGAAAUACACCAGGAAUCCGAUGAAGCACAUAGAAGAUAUUUUGAGGAGACUGUGUGACUUUCAAAGAGUCACUGUUACUGCAGGCAACGAAUGGGGACGCAUGCUUUUAAUUUAUGAAAGGAAACAAGAAUCGUAA